UCCAAUGUUGUGGUCAGAGUCUGUAGAGUCGUAUGCUGCAAAUUGUCUUGCACAUGUGGUGAGGCUGUCUUGCUGGCUCUUGAUGCCGUCUCGCGUCCAAAACCGCCAGAGAGGCACAAUACUUACGACCGGCAGUCGCGGCGGACGCGUAUUCCAACGUCCUCGUAUUGUCUCCCAAAUCAGUUUUUUUCUGUUCUUUAAAUUUUAUUUUGUGAUAUGUACUUUUUUGCAGUGAAUUUUCUUGCAUAAUUUUGCAAAUCGCGUUUCUUUGCCGAAAGAAUUUUUUGUGGCGCUCUGCAGGCGCAAAAUUUGGACGAUAGAAUAAAAGCCGAUAUCCUUAAUGCUAUAUAUCAACUCCGGUGCAAUUUUAUUAUUUUUGCACAGUCAAAGUUGUCGAAAGAGACUUCAGUGACACCCACGCAGAGUCUUCAGUCCUUCGCCUAUACUAAAGUGCAGUGUUUAAGUGUCGUUUGGUUUAUUUUAUCUUCAAGUCGAACUGGAUAUUUUCUUGUGGACGUUUUAUGAGCAACAAGCAGAGAGGUGAUCCAAGCGUCUGCAAUUAUUGGUUGUGAGAGGAAAUGAACAUAUGCCAGGAAAAAAAGGAUUUUUCUUGCCAUUUCGGAAUAGAAGAACAGUUUUUCUGUUGUCUCGGAGAUAAAUGGGUUUUUAAUGAAAAAAGUACCCUAUGAUUAAAAGUGACUUAAAUGUGUAAAAUAAAAGGACGUUGUGCAACAGAGUAUUAAAUAGUAUAAUUAGUAAAGAUAGUAUAUUAAGUGUCCAUCAGUUUAUCUCGGUCAUUUACAUACCAAACUAAUCGGUGGAUGCUAAAACGGAAAAAAUAUAGAGCAACAGCUAACGAAAUUGAUGCAAAUAAUAUAUAGUGAGGUUUUUUUUCUAUAUUAUGUUAAUGAUAACCUCGAGGUAGCUCCUAGGCAUUUCUCACUUUCAUUUGCAACAUUUACCUAAUAGUUUUUUUUGUGCCCGAGCAACUGUUUAAGAACCUCAGUCUUGUGGUGAGUAAACAUCUUUGGUGUUCAAUAUAUUGAGGUCAUCGCAAAACUCUUGAUAAAUAAUACAAAAAUCUGUGCACAAAUAUUAAAUUUUCAUUAGUGACUCUGAAUUGUGUGAAAAAACCCGCUCAAUAUUAGAAGAGAUUCAUUUAGAAACGUGCCUUAUGGAUGAAGUCACAUCUUCACAACGGAAUAAAGGAUAAAUCAUUUGAGCAAAUGAUGUGGGUUUAAUACAAAAUUCAACAAAUCACCGCAAGUUAAAUUGAAAUAAACUUUGCAAGAGUUGAACAUUUUUACAAAUAAAUACACAUUUAUAGACUGAGAGUGAUGAAAAAAAGACUUAAGUACUCUAAACUGGUUAUAUUUGAUUUGUGUAAAUAAUAACCUCGUAAACCUAAUUAUCAUAAAAUAAAUUUUUCAUUUGAAGAGAAAAAAAAAGCAAAACCAUGUGCCACGAAUUAUGUGAAAAAUGUAUGAAAAGUGAGAGUAAUUAAUUAAUGUGCAUUCAACAAGCUGUAUGCUAAAUAUUUCAAGCCACUCAACAAUUUUUCCCCCUAUAUAUAUUCAAAAAAUAUAUAGCAUUCGUAUCAACUGUAAAAGGAUUUAUAAAGCCACUCUGCAAGACCUGCAUUUGACAUAGAAAAGAAAAACAGGUCAAAUUGUACAGCGUAGUCGUGAGUUUCUAUUAAGAAAUGGGGUAGCUACUAGUUAUUCAACGUAAUAAAACGCGACACUACUUCUCAUUUGUAGAGCACAUAUUUAUGCUUUCAAAUAAGAAAUGGGCCUCAAUCCUUGACGUUUGUAAAACAACCCAUCCAUGCUGAUGGUGAACACUAGAGUAAACACCUUAAAUGGUCUACUUUCACAAUUGUGCGGAAGAAAAGCACCCUAGAACCAUGAAGUGGUUUAAAAGAAUGCACCUCUUAUCAUUGUUAACUGGAUAUGUGCUGAGCCUAAUAUGUUUAGCAUCAGCGGCGGAUCCCAAAUUUGAUCCGUCCACAAGGAUGCGUCUCGUGUUGGUGCCAGCAGAUGCUGCAAUAGGUAGUGUUAUCUACCGGAUUCGUGCAACUGACGAAGAAUUUGACUACCCAUUGACCUUUGAACUACUUGGAGACUCAUCGUCAUCAACUGUUCAUAUUGAAUCACUGCCAUGUACCAAGUACAAUUCGGUUUGUCAGGCAAAUGUUGUCCUCACGAGACGUCUGGAUCCAGGGAGAUACUAUGACUUUCAAAUCUCAGUUAAGGACACCCGAGGAGGAAUGGCCAUGCAAAGUUGCUCAAUAACAGCAACGAAUUUUACAACCCCACACGAUGUUAUUUUUCCACAUAAACCUGGUAUCAUAAUGGUACCAGAGGACGCGAAACGUGGCACUGAAUUAGAUUAUGUAAUUGCACGAAAGAAUCCUCUUUUCCCAAAGCACGUCUACUUGGAACUGUGGGGUUCUCCUCUGUUUGCCAUCAGACAAAAAAUCGUUCCUCCAGAGAUGACUGAAGGUACAAUAUUUUUGCUCGGACCGCUUGAUUUUGAAAAGCAGUCUAUGUAUCAUCUCACAAUCCUAGCCAAUGAUCCGUACGCUGAACCGGGACAGGAUUCCAGGAAUAUUGCUGGACUGGAAAUUGUUAUAAUUGUGGAGGAUGUUCAAGAUGUACCGCCAAUUUUUACCAUGGCUCCUCCAGUUACACGUCUUCCAAACGGACUUUUGCCAGGAGAUAAGAUUCUCCAAAUUCAAGCUGAAGAUGGAGAUAAGGGUGUUCCUCGUGCCAUUCGAUAUGGACUAGUAUCUGAAGGAAAUCCAUUCACAUCAUUCUUUGAUAUAAAUGAUACAACAGGAGUAAUAUACCUUAUGAGACCGUUGGAUGAAAUAGCUGCUAUAACUCAUAUUGGUGAUCCUGUCCUACUUACGGUCAUUGCUGAGGAAGUUAAAGUGAUGCGAGAUGAACCUCCGGCUAUGGCAACUACCGUUCAGCUAGCUUUUCUUCUUCCAGAACGAGAAAAUUCACCACCGUACUUUGAUAACGAUCACUAUGUAACACGAAUUGAUGAGAAUGCACCUCAAGGGACAGCAUUAGUAUUUAUUGAUCCAUAUGUGCCACGAGUAUAUGAUGCUGACACUGGGAAAAACGGUGUAUUUUCACUAACAUUGCUCAAUAAUAAUGGUACAUUUGAAAUAACUCCAAAUGUUGCAGAACAAAAAGCAAGCUUCCUUAUACGUGUGAGAGAUAAUGCAAUGUUGGACUAUGAGAAGACGCAUUCACUUAUGUUUCAGAUUUUGGCUCAAGAACUCGGUCCUGCUACCAAUCUGUCAGCAACUGUGAACGUUACAGUGUUCCUAAACGAUGUGAACGAUAAUCCUCCCGCAUUUUCGGAGCCGACUUACAUGGCUGAGUUACCCGAAAAUAUGACGAUAGGAACUAGGGUCAUACAAGUUCAUGCAGAAGAUAAAGAUACAGGAGCCGGCGGAAGGGUCCGAUACACUCAAAUCUUAGGGUACCUCAACACAUCCCUGAAUCUAGAUGCAGAAUCAGGACUGAUCACAGUUUCAACUGAAAAUCAUGGAUUUGAUCGGGAAAUAAUGCCAGAGUAUCAUUUCUACAUAGAAGCCAGGGAUGAAGAUGGAACGGGCAAUAGGGCCCAAGUGCCAUUUGUACUAAAAGUACUGGACGUGAAUGAUGAGAUGCCAAUUUUUGAAAAGACUCUCUAUGAGUUCAUCUUGACGAACGAUAUGAGAGGCUUCACUACACCAGCCGUCAUUAGAGCCAUUGAUGGGGAUGCUGAACCCCCAAACAAUGUUGUACGGUACGAAAUAAUCAACGGAAACUACGAAAACAAGUUCCGUCUCAAUGAGGUGAACGGAGAACUCAGUCUUCGAGCACCUCUCCCAAGGAUUGGAAUAAGUUCUGACAAUCUUGGAGAAUACGAACUAACUGUCAGGGCUUUCGACUUAGGGGUCCCUGUUAUGUGGUCAACAGCCAUUAUUAGAAUUUACCCGCCAGAGAGUAGAAAGAGAACCAUGGUGUUUGUUGUCCCAGGACGAGAUCCAGAUCGCCAGAAGACUGAAGAAACUCUUUCAGCCAUUACAGGUGGUCGGGUUACUAUUCACAGUAUUCGACCAUUCACCGGCAACGAAAUGGGUUUGACACCAAUCAAUGGAGACCCCAGCAAAGACAAGAGUGUGGUAACGGCCUUGGUUUUGUAUGACACCAACUCUGUUGUUGACAUCUCUAAGAUACAGAAGAGACUCUCGGAAAGCAACAUAACAGCCGGUAUCAUCAGCUAUGGGGAUGCUGAGUAUACGAGUACACAAAAGUCCGAAAGCCGUUGGUUGUUCUGGAUCCUUGUACUUCUGGCACUUUUGAUAGCCCUCCUCCUCCUAACAUUGAUGUUUUGCUUCAUUUGUUCCUGGUGCCCUCUCUACGGAUUCUCAAAAAAAAGAGUAAUUAGGGUCAGUAGUACAGAAGACGAUGUUCAUCUAGUACAUAGAGAUAAGGGAAACACAAAAGAAACAAAAUCUGUGCAGGUGGCCGAGUGGAUGGGCAGAAGGGAAGCAUGGUCAGCAGAUAAAUCUUCAGAUUCCCGAACUAAACCAACACGUUGGGAAUUCUCCCGGCGACACCACCCUCGUGAAAAGCUAGAUAAUGAUACUCAAGUGCAAGUGGAGCAAACGCAAACUAGUCAAAACAAUCAACGACCCAAAUCCUUUGAGGACAACCGUUCUACGAGAAUUACGCGCGUAAGGAACGAAAUUCGAUCAGCAAAACAGUUGAGAGACCAUCAACAUUCCCAUUCGAAUCUUAUUCACAAAAGAGAUGACUACAUGGAUGAUACAAUACACGAUCAAGACUACGAAAGGAUGAGUGAUAGGCUACAGAAUCAAAUUGAUGAUGAUUCAAUGCGUCGUCAUGAGAUGGAUAGAGGUAGUGAUAUAGCCUACAAUAUGCGUGAAACACUGAGGCAUCCAAUGACUCGGGAAGAUGAUCCUCGGGAGCAGUACUUCAUCAAAGAUGGUAAUGCAGAAAUCCUUCGUCUUGUAACCCGUGGAAAGGCCAAUGCAGAGAACAUCUACAUGAACCUCCCACAACGCCAAAUGGAUACGCAACAUCCCCAGUAUAUCGUAGUGGACAAUGGCGGAGGAGGCAAGGAAAUCCUAAUGAGGAGGUAUAUUGAAGAACAGGCCAAUGGUAAACAAAUCAUCAGAGAACACUACCAAGUUGUACCAGAACCAAGCUUCGUGCAAUCAAUCCCCAAUGAAGUUGUGCAGCAACAAGUACCGAGGCAGAUGGCCCAUGUUCAGAUGAGAGAACAAGACGGAGGUAGCGUCCAACUGGAAAAGGAAGAUCAAAUGCUACAUGCAACUUCACAUCAUUCCCUAAUCCAGCAAGAACUGGAGAAUUCCCUUAAGCAGCAAAACGCCCUGUUGAGGCAAAUCCUGCUAGAGAAGGAGAAACUAGAAGCUAGGUACAAUCAACAGGAAGCCGUCCUAGAAACUCAGAGCCUACCCUGCAAUUCCAUGAAUAUAGCAACGCAAACGGAUGUUAAUGCAGGAACCCAGACCGAACCCGAAUUUCAGAAAACACGGGAACGUCGACGAACCAGAAGUGAGAACGAUGACUCAAUGUCAGACGAUGACUAUGAGUAUGUCAGAUAUAGUCCACCAGAUUCCCCACAUGGGGUUUACUGGAUGAAACGAAAGUGUCAUAAAAAGAGGUCAAAGACUCGAUCGGAUGUAGAUAAUCGACAUAGACGUGUGAUCAUGGUUAGUGCUGUGAAACGGAAAAUCCGUACGCCUAUCCAGGAGGAGAAGGAAGAAUCCAAUUCACCUCAGCAAAGUGAGGAUAACAGAAGUAGUAAGCAGUACAAGAACAAAUCAGUAGUUGUAUCUCCUCUCAAUAAAUCCCUACUGGUUGAGAUAACCGAAUCACUGGAUGAGAAGAAAAUUGUUCCUAAAGUUCAGCAGAGAAUGAAGAAGUACAGUAGCAGUAAGUCUCCACUCAAGAAGGAACCGAAUAUUAAAUCUGACGCUGAAUCUUCAGAAAAUGAAAUUGUCGUACAUCACUAUUCAGCUGAGAGUUUAGAUGAGAAAUCGGACGUUGAGGAGGUUGAAAUAAAGUGCUCAAGACGGAGGGAUCCGAGAAAUAUUGUGUUUUCACGUCGAGAGUCACUAACGGACAUCAAUAAGGAUCUAGCCCUUAUUGAUGCGCUGGAAACUGAGAUUGCAAGGAAAGCUAGGCGUCAAGCGUCAUCGCAACAGAGCGCUAGUGAUCCUAAUGAUAGUACGAGGUUAUCCCGUUCGGAGCAUAAGAAGACGAAGGGAACGAGUCAGCAGCGGAGACAAACAGCUUCUGAACCACCUCAAAGUAGGAGUACGAAAGGACCAGCUCCCAAGCCUCCUGAUCAGAAGCGGAAUCAGAAGAAGACGUCCACUGAGGGAUCCAAAACUCUCAGUGAAACGGACAUGUUGAAGAGGAUCAACGACGAAGCUAUUGAUAUAUCCAAGCCCCAAUCGAAGUACAUGGAUUGGUACUACAACCUCGACAAGGAUGACAGUGUACGAUCAGACAAGUCUCGAGGUAAAGCCGUAGUGAAGAAAACUGCACCGGGUAUUGAUAAGGCCAAAAAGAAGACUUCACCUCUAAGUGCGAGAUCUGAUAAGAUACUCGAUACUUCGACCAAGCAGGAUCAGUCCCAACGGAAGGAUCCGCGUUUGCUCAAGGAAGACAUCCAGAAAGCCCGGAAUCUUCAGCAAAAGAAUCAAGAUGAUGCCCCACCUACCCAACUUGGACACUACUUGUAUCCACAAACACCACCCCAAGUGGCACAAAAAUCUCAAAAGAAAUCUUCUUACAAGAACCAAUCCUCUCCCAUCCGAGAAAGUGAAGUUAAAGACACUAAGUACAAACCAUACAAUGUAGAUGAGUCUAAGCAAUUGAAUGUGGCAACUCUUGAAGAUGAUCAUGAUUCUGGAAUUGCCAUGAAUUCAUUCCUCAACAGUAUGGGCCGUAAAAAUCCCAUAACUGACAAGAAGAGUGUAUUCACAAUUGCCUAUGAUGAGGUCAAAGUAAGUAAGUUACGAUCGGAAAGUGAAUCAUCACCAGUUUCAUAGUCUUUCUAUCCUUAUAUUCCCUAUCUUUGUUUUGUGUCAUUAUAAAAUUUACUGACAAAAAAGAAACAUUAAAUAUAAGUGAAUAGCUCAGUUGUUGUCUUCCCUUUUUGAAAUGAUACAUUUUUUAAUGCCAUGAGUUGUUCAAAAAGAAAAUAUAUGCAAACAAAAAAUUGCAGUGCACGGUUAGUUACCAUCAGUUAUUUUCUACAUUGAUAACGACAACUAUUUUGCGUAUUGAAUUUACGUUCCUGUUGACACACUCUUUUCCGAACAAUUGUAUAUUAAUUAAUUAUAAAUAAGGAGACAACACUCUUAAUAUUUAUGUAAAUUGUGAAUUUUAUAUUUUAUAUUAUGUGUUAAUAUCUUGGAAGAUAUACCAGACUGCCACUUAUUGAAGAAUAAAUUAUACAAAAGUGCAAUUACACAUAAAAAAUUAGCAAUAAAUGGUAAUUAUAAUGCGA
Phlebotomus papatasi is the source of this 7572-nucleotide messenger RNA. It is a transcript of the gene Cad86C, whose product is annotated as cadherin-86C. The coding region runs from base 1862 to 7111 and encodes 1749 amino acids. Gene Ontology annotation, cellular component: plasma membrane. Gene Ontology annotation, molecular function: calcium ion binding. NCBI's taxonomy places the organism in Eukaryota, Metazoa, Arthropoda, Insecta, Diptera, Psychodidae. The record is from RefSeq and is a predicted model, not a curated record. The transcript has 16 exons. Gene Ontology annotation, biological process: homophilic cell-cell adhesion.